Nomia melanderi (Alkali bee) is the source of this 3476-nucleotide messenger RNA. Its product is annotated as putative sodium-dependent multivitamin transporter. Gene Ontology annotation, cellular component: membrane. Gene Ontology annotation, biological process: sodium ion transport; transmembrane transport. The record is from RefSeq and is a predicted model, not a curated record. NCBI's taxonomy places the organism in Eukaryota, Metazoa, Arthropoda, Insecta, Hymenoptera, Halictidae. Gene Ontology annotation, molecular function: symporter activity.
AAUUUAUCUACAGUUGGUAAGAACAUAAAACUUUGGCCAACAGAUGAUAUUGUUGUGAUAUAAAUUUGACAGGUUAAAUAGAAAAUAAGGAAUAUUUUACAUAUAAUAUAUAUGAUAUUAUCUAGAAGUCUCUUACUUCCUGGUAAACUAUUAUAAUUAUUCUAAAUAUGCGAUAAAAAUGCAACAAAAUUCUAGACAAUAACACUCAAGGACAAUAGCUUAUUCCCCACUAUGACUCGUUUUCACGUGUCCGGCACUCACACGAUUAACAUUUUUUAACGAAGAGAAGUGAUCGGUAAGCCUGAACACGCUAAAGACGAUUAAAAGCAGUAUAGAUCCAUGACAUAGGUCAUGGCGAGAUAUUUCUAUCAGUUCCAUCAAUGAAAGACGUCGCGGUAUAUUACUCUGAAUUGGCAAUAUGAGUGAACCAAGUUUACAAUGGGAGGAUUAUUUGGUCAUAGCAGCCACAUUAAUCAUAAGUAUAGGCAUUGGUAUUUACUAUCGUUUCAGUGGUGGACGUCAAAAGACUAUGGAGGAAUAUUUCGUAGCUGGCAGAUCAAUGAGUAUCAUUCCUGUUGGAGUAGCACUUGUAGUAUCCUUUAUGUCAGCUAUUACUUUAUUAGGUGUUUCUGCAGAAAACUACACAUAUGGGACACAAUUUGUAGUAAUUAAUAUAUCAUAUCUCAUAGGAACACCGAUUGUUUGUUAUGGAUUUUUACCAGUAUUCUUUAAACUUCAAGCAACAAGUGCUUACGAGUAUCUAGAAAAACGCUUUGGUGUAAAAGCUAGGCUUAUGGCCAGUUUUGUGUACUGGAUUCAGUUACUUUUGUACUCAGGUGUUGUGCUUUAUGCGCCUGCUUUAGCGUUAGAAGCUACAACAGGAAUUUCUAAGACAGCCAGCAUUAUUAUUAUUGGAUUAGUUUGUACCUUCUACUCGAGUAUAGGAGGCAUUAAAGCGGUUCUAAUAACAGACGUAUUUCAAGGGAUACUUAUGUUUGUUGCUGUUUUUAUUAUUAUUGGCACAGCUGCCAAUGAAGUUGGAGGAUUAGGUGAAAUUUGGCGCAUAGCAGAGGCUGGUGGUAGAGUUGAAUUUGACAGUAUUUCUCCAGAUCCAACAGUGAGACAUACAUGGUGGUCUCUUAUUAUUGGAGGCUUGUGUACAUUUUUAUCAUUGUAUGGUGUGAACCAAGUACAAGUACAACGCUUAUUGACUGUGAAAGACCUGAAAGCAGCACAAACUGCACUUUGGAUAGCAUGGCCAGUUUUAACUGUACUUUCAAUGACUACGUGUUUCUCAGGAUUGGCAAUAUAUAGUAAAUAUUACACAUGUGAUCCUCUUAAAAUGAAAAAAAUAACAUCAUCUGAUAUGUUGAUGCCAUACUAUGUUAUGGACACCAUGUCUGAUAAACCUGGCAUACCAGGCCUCUUUAUAGCAGGUAUUUUUAGUGCUGGUCUCAGCACAAUUUCAGCAGCUUUGAAUUCUUUAGCUGCAGUAACUUUAGAAGAUUAUUUAAAACCUGCCUAUAGGAAAUGUCGUGGCGAUGACUUCUCUCUUACAGUUUCAACAACUCUAGCUAAAUUGCUUGCUUUCAUAUGUGGAAUUAUUUCCAUUGCUUUGGCAUUCUUAGCUCAAUUGUUGGGUGGUGUAUUACAGGUUAGCCUAACCAUAUUUGGUGUGGUGGGGGGUCCACUUUUAGGACUCUUCACACUUGGAAUGCUCACUGAAUCAGCAACAGAAACUGGAUCUGUAACAGCUGCUAUUGGAUCAUUAGUUUUUCUAUUUUGGAUCGCCUUUGGGCAACCUAGACCAAUUCCACCAACAUUGCCAGUGUCCAUUGAUGGUUGUUACACGAAUACAACUAUAUCUAUGUUGCAUCAAGCUGCAAAGUUUGCGAAACCAACAGGUGAUUCAUCCUACUUUUAUCUCUAUCGGAUCUCCUACAUGUGGUACUGUCCACUAGGAUUUGUGAUGACAUUCGUCUUAGGACUGUUACUUAGUUAUUUUCUUAACAUGCUACACAAGAGACAAAAGGCUGAAUUGGAUCCAAAUCUUUAUUUUCCCAUAAUAGGGAACCGUAUUCGGCGUAGACAAGCGAUUCUAAAAACAGAUGACGGCGAGACAGUACACGAUACGGCGAAGUACACAUUUACUGUCGUCUCCCGUGACGACACAGACAAUAGUGGCGAAGUUAGCAGCACCAGAAUAUAGUACACUUUUAUUGAUUCUCAUUUAAUUUCUUUUUCGUUAAUUCAUUGUAUGGCAUCUUAGAUAUUAGACAUUCCACACGUAAUUGAAGGUAUAGAAAUUGGUUAUGUCAGCGGUUUCCAUAUUUUUAUUAAUUGAUAAGCUAAAAAUAUGGCGGGAAUUGCGACGUCAUUGUAGUGGGAUUGAUAAAUUGUGAUUGAAAGGGGAAAAUAUUGUAUUUUAAUUGUAGAUGGGAUUUUCUCUUAGUAUUUUAAAUAUUGUUUUCGUAAUUUCGUAUUCGUGGCACUCCUUUAAAGUUCCUAACCGAGACUACUACUCAGUGUCACGUAAAGCAAUCUUCAAGGGACUCCCCCUCGCAGAAUUUCUCAAAUUUUACGAAAUUACGAGGACAACACUGUAUUUCGUUCGUAGCUUUUUAGUCACACUUACGGUUUCGGUUUUUAUGAUAUUUAUAAGUUUAGCUGAGCGUCAGCUGGUCUGGUGAACUGCGUAAACUUUUAGAUUCUUUGUGUUGAAGCUCUAACAUAUGUUAUUAUUAUAUGAACGUGUACUUAAUUGCCGAACGUCUUCCUAGACUGCCAUUUUUGUAUAUUUUCUACUUUUUAAACGCAAGAAGCAAUGUCAACGAUCAUGACCAAACAAGACGUUGUGCUUUCAGUGCGUUGUUCGUGAAUCACCGUACAAAAUAACAUAACUUUACUGACUUAAACAGUAUAUUCAACGUGUGUACUUAAUUGGAUUUCAUAAACGCGAGCUAGUUUAUACAAUAUUAAAUACUAAAAAAAAACUUGAUGAUGUUUAUACAAUAGAAGGUACAGACAUUUUGUAUGCACCGUUAAGUAUGCUAAGAGAAGCAGCAUGUAUUUUUUUAUGCUCAACGAUAAAGUAUUAAUAGCAUUUAAAGCAUAGAAAUUGUUGUCCAAUGUAUACCAAAACGAUGUACAAUAAAGUAACAUGUGUGCGUUUGUGUGUGAUCGUAUGAAAGAAAUGUAACAACGACAGUUCUUUCUAUUUUGCUAUUAAUUUAUCUUGAUGAAGAGUGAAGUAGAUAAUUAGAAUGAAGUACAAGGCAAUUGAGCAGCAGGAAUGAGAAUUCGUCUGGCUAUAACCAAAUCGAUUUAACUGUGCUGAGCAAACCCCCACUGUCACAUAUAAUUCCAAUUAAAAAACGAAUUGUGAUUCCUUUUAUCAUCGACCUUAUCAUUAGUAACACAAUAACAUCAUGCAAAACUGUUACUGUUUCAAAGAAUAAAAAGGCUUCUUCAAUGCA